This is a messenger RNA of Acipenser ruthenus (sterlet), 2448 nucleotides long. Its product is annotated as E3 ubiquitin-protein ligase TRIM39-like. Gene Ontology annotation, molecular function: protein binding; zinc ion binding. Lineage: Eukaryota; Metazoa; Chordata; Actinopteri; Acipenseriformes; Acipenseridae. Bases 142 to 1434 code for a protein of 430 amino acids. The transcript is spliced from 6 exons. The record is from RefSeq and is a predicted model, not a curated record.
CUCCAGUAGCUCUUGGUGAAGUAACUGACAGUGCAGGAUACCUGACACAUCAAAAUGAUGCCCAUGAUUUGAGCUUCUUUUAUUAUUUAUUUGUAAAGAUCAGGAUCGCUUCACCUGUGCUUUUCUUAGAACAACAUCACAAUGAGUGACUCAUCUUCCGAUUCACUAGUUUUGUGCACAUUGCAUAAUGAGGGUCUGAUACUCUACUGUAGGGACUGCAGGCUGUGCAUCUGUCCCGCGUGUUUGGUAAACGAAAGACAUCGCAGUCACUCACUCAUUUCCUUCAAAGAUGCAUGCAAAGCAGAGAAAGGGAUACUGGAGAUUAAGGCAAAGCAACUGAAGAAGAACCAAGAAAAGCUGCAGAAAAACUUGCAGCAGCUUUCUGCCAGCGAGAAAGAAGUGGAGGAAACAGUUGAAAAAGUGAAGAAUUCGGUGAAAGCCAUGUACGGAGAGAUGCGUGCGCUACUAGAGCAGGAUGAGCAAAACACAUACCGUCUGAUCGAGGCUGAGUACCACAACAUGCUGCGCCAAAUCCACAGCCGGGUGAAUGGGGGGUUCAAUUUAAUUGAGGCUGCCAUGAACGUGGUGGAAAACGUGGAGCACAUGGACAAUUUCAAGCUUGCUGAGUGCGGCAGCAUCAACAUACUGAUGGAGGUCAAUUCAAUGAAAACCAGUAUUGAAGCGUUCGAGGCCAUACAUAUAUCUUUAGGGAAGGAUGUCCAAGUUGACAACAAGAGGCUGAAGUCACUGGAGAAUUGUGUAGAUGAAAUCCUGAAGAGCACCAAGAAAUUCCUGCCGCGGCCUUGGCAAUACUCUGAGAACAUCACGUUCGACGAGAACACUGCUCACAGGAACCUGAGAGUCACAGAGGACCGGAGAGAAAUAAGGUUUGUAUCACAGGCCCAGAGCGUCCUGGAAAAGCCAGAGAGGUUCACCAAGACCCCCAAUGUCAUGGCAACUCAGAUCUUCUCCAGCGGUCGCCACUACUGGGAGGUUAUGCUCAAGGGCAAAGAAAACUGGGGUGUUGGGGUGGCUUACCCUACAAUGUCAAGGACUGGGACCAGGAGAGACAUGACAUUGGGUUUCAACAAGGAGUCCUGGGUGUUCCAGUUGUCUGAUGGAGAAUUUUAUGCCAUGCACAACGGAGAUGCCAUCCACCUGAUCUGCAAGAAGUUUCACCGCCUUGGGGUCUUCCUAGACUAUGAAGAUGGGAAGCUGUCCUUCUAUGCGGUAGACAACUUCUGUCUGUUGUACACCUUCAAAACCAAGUUUCGCAAGCCAGUCACUCCUGCCUUCAAGACAUAUGACAAGUCAAGUACCUGGCCCCUGGUAUUGUGCCCCAUGCUGCCAGAGCCUAAAGAGCCUGUGUCUGAUAUAGGAGAGCCUAAUCCUACAAAGGAGGAUUCUGUUAGCUAUUUCAGUGAGAGGCUCUGAGCCUGUAGGGUGUGCAAAGGCAAUCGGUGUUAUGGUGCUCCAUGUUAUGUAUUACAGAUGUAAAUAACCUGUACAAAAAUAAUUGUCAUCUUUACUGGCAACGUCUUAAAAAUAUAUAGGUAUAGGAGGCUGUGUGGUCCAGUGGUUAGAGAAACGGGCUUGUAACCAGGAAGUCCCUGGUUCAAAUUCUGGCUAAGCUACUGACUCAUUGUGUGACAUUGAGAAAGUCUCUUGUUCUGAAAUCAAUAAACUAUCAUGCAACCGUAUGGUUGAUAAAGGCUGCCAGUAUUACUUGUAAUACAUGAGAAACAUCUUGUAAAAUGUGGUACAUUGUUGAUAUACAAACUUAGAGUCGUAUUUAUUAAGACUAACAUAAUUGUAUUUGUUUUAGGGAUUGUAGUUCAUUAACAAACCAAUUUUCUUAUAAAAAUUGGUAAAGCAAGCCUUAUAAGGUAAUAAUUAAGUUGUGUUAAUUAAUUUUUAUUUAAGCUAAUCAGCUAAUUCAAGUCUUUUGUUAUGUUUUUCUUAGGUUUAUAGAUGACACACCCAAUAUUAUAUUCAGUACUUUUUGUUGUUCUGAUUAUUUUAGUAAAAUACUCUAAAUGGCUAAUUUAGAUUUUGAAGUAAUCCAAGUUCUAUGAAGCUUAUAAAAAGUAAGAUCUUCAGGGAUGGUAGGGUGUUUACUGAAUAACGAUUCCAUCAAUGAAAAGGACAGUUUACCUCCAAUUUGAUAGGGAAUUUCAAAGCACAAUGCAUAUGUACAUGGUGUCCAUCUUUCUUCUUUUUUCUUUUUCUUAUAUUUUUUUAAUCGAAGGUUUCAUGUGGAAGAUAUUGUUCUUGUUGACUGGUUUAUGUAUUUCUUGUGUGUGUACAAUAAUCGAACUGUGGUGUUUUCUGAAGACGCACCUGUAAUGUGCAAAUUAGAAGAUGUUUGAUCAAGUUUAUUUUAUUUUCAGUAAACAGUUGACAGCUUUCUUUUUGUAUUGUACAUAUAAAAUAAAGGCUGUAAUACUC